Phialemonium atrogriseum is the source of this 4858-nucleotide messenger RNA. Its product is annotated as ABC-2 type transporter. Gene Ontology annotation, biological process: transmembrane transport. The transcript has 3 exons. The coding region runs from base 457 to 4671 and encodes 1404 amino acids. Gene Ontology annotation, cellular component: membrane. Lineage: Eukaryota; Fungi; Ascomycota; Sordariomycetes; Cephalothecales; Cephalothecaceae. Gene Ontology annotation, molecular function: ATP binding; ATP hydrolysis activity; ABC-type transporter activity. The record is from RefSeq and is a predicted model, not a curated record.
ACCUAAUGUGUCAAGCUCCUCGGUCGGGAUGAUAAGUAUUUAAGCGGGGCCCACACCUAUCCGAGUGCGAGGCAGCGCCACCAGGGCAUGAGCGCGAGAGACUCCACUGGCCGGGACCGCUCCCUCUUAAAGAACCGACAUUUAGGUCCCUCUUGGCAUAGCUAGGCACGCCAGGACCCAUUCUAAGCCAGAGUGCGCCAUUAAAGCGGGAACCUUGGAGUCUUGAACCAGCCCUAUCUUCGGUGGCACGGCGGAACUAUGGCGAUGAUGCCGACUAGCGGGUCCUACCUAUGUCUACCUAUGGGAUCCGGAUCCGAGCAAGCAUUCCUGAUUUCACAAGGAUUAGGCGGCCGAGGUGACAAAUAGAAGUGGUUUAGAUCUCUAGGUUUCAUCUGAUAAAGACAUGUCUCCUUUCUUCCCGUCCUCAUUUUCUCACCCUCAAACGCCCCGCCCAAUAUGGAGCCACCAACCCUGGACUAUGGACCCCCUGAGAAGGGCAACGAGUGGUCACUGAAGCCGCGCCUCGAAGACACGCGGGAUCGCGACCGCCGCUCCGGCAUCCCAGCCCGCCAGCUGGGCAUCACCUGGAAGAACCUAACCGUGAAAGCCAUCAGCGCCGAUGCCACGAUCCACGAGAACGUCAUCUCCCAGUUCAACAUCCCCAAGCUCGUCCGCGAAUCCCGGCACAAACCGCCCCUAAAGACGAUCCUUGACAGCAGCCAUGGGUGCGUCAAGCCCGGCGAGAUGCUCCUGGUCCUGGGCCGCCCCGGAUCGGGAUGUACGACCCUGCUCAGCAUCCUGGCUAACCGCCGGCGGGGCUAUGCCUCGGUCGCCGGCGACGUGCACUACGGCUCCAUGGAGGCCAAAGACGCAGAGCGAUACCGCGGCCAGAUCGUCAUGAACACGGAGGAGGAGCUCUUCUUCCCGACCCUCACCGUGGGCCAGACCAUGGACUUUGCGACCCGUCUCAAGGUCCCCUUCAAGGUCCCCGAGGGCGUCGGGUCGAAGGAGGAACUGCGGGACGAGACCCGGGACUUCUUGCUCGAGUCCAUGGGCAUCACCCACACCCACGGCACAAAGGUCGGGAACGAGUACGUCCGGGGCGUGUCGGGCGGAGAGCGGAAGCGCGUGUCUAUCAUCGAGACCAUAGCGACUCGGGGCUCCGUCUUUUGCUGGGAUAACAGCACCCGUGGCCUGGACGCCAGUACGGCACUCGAGUACACAAAAGCCGUCCGCGCCAUGACAGACGUCCUGGGACUCGCCUCCAUCGUGACCCUCUACCAGGCGGGCAACGGCAUCUACAACCUGUUCGACAAGGUGCUCGUCCUCGACGGCGGUAAAGAGAUCUACUACGGCCCCAUGGCAGAGGCCAGGCCCUUCAUGGAGGACCUCGGGUUCGUCUGCCAAGACGGUGCCAACACUGCCGACUUCCUCACCGGAGUCACCGUGCCGACGGAGCGGAGGAUCAAGCCCGGCUUCGAACUGUCGUUCCCCCGCAACGCCGAGAUGGUCCGGGCAGAGUACGAGAAGUCGCCCAUUCGCACCAAGAUGGAAGCCGAGUACGGAUAUCCCUCUACCCACGAUGCCGAGGAGAACACGAGGCUCUUCAAGGAGAGCGUCGCCAGCGAGAGAGACCGACGCCUACCCCAGAGCAGCCCGCUCACAGUCGGGUUUGCCACCCAGGUAAAGGCCUGCAUCGCCCGCCAAUACCAGAUCGUCUGGGGCGACAAGGCCACCUUUGUGAUUAAGCAGCUUUCUACUCUGAUCCAGGCACUGAUAGCUGGCUCGCUCUUCUACAACGCCCCGGCCAACUCAGGGGGGUUGUUCAUCAAGGGGGGUGCUCUGUUCUUCUCCCUGCUCUUCAACAGUUUGAUAUCCAUGUCGGAGGUCACCGUGUCCUUCUCCGGCCGGCCGGUCCUGAUCAAGCACAAGUCGUUUGCCUAUUUCCACCCUGCUGCCUUCUGUAUCGCCCAGAUCGCCGCCGACAUCCCGGUCAUCUUGUUCCAGGUCUCUUUCUUCUCGCUCAUUCUAUACUUCAUGGUCGGCCUAACCACCACCGCGAGUGCGUUCUUCACGUACUGGGUCGUCCUGGUCGCAACAACAAUGUGCAUGACUGCCCUGUUCCGAGCCAUCGGCGCCGCCUUUACAACCUUCGACGGAGCUUCCAAAGUAUCGGGCCUGGUCAUCACCGCCUGCAUCAUGUACACAGGCUACUUAAUCCAAAAGCCAAAGAUGCACCCCUGGUUCGUGUGGAUCUUCUGGAUCAACCCCCUGGCCUACUCCUUCGACGCCCUCAUGUCCAACGAACUCCACGGCAAGACCAUCCCAUGCGCGGCCUACAACCUGAUCCCCAACGGUGCCGGGUACAACGACACGGCCUACCAGUCAUGCGCCGGCGUCGUCGGCGCGACCCAGGGCCAGACCUUCGUCACAGGGGAGCAGUACCUGAGGGCGCUCUCGUACGGCCCCAGCCACAUAUGGAGGAACUUCGGCAUCGUGUGGGCCUGGUGGGCGCUCUACGUCGCCAUCACCAUCAUCUUCACCUCGCGGUGGAGGGCUUCCUCCGAGGGCGGCUCGAGCCUCCUGAUCCCGCGGGAGAAGUCCAAGGCGGUACUGCCCGCCGCCCUGCGAGCGGACGAGGAGUCGCAGGCCCGCGAACAGGAGAAGACCUCGGGCGGGAAUAGCAGCAGCGAUGAAGGCACCGUCGUGGCCAAGGACGAGGCCGACGGGCGGGGCGGGGGCGGGGGCGGGGGACUCAUCCGCAACACAUCCGUGUUCACGUGGAAGGACCUCUCGUACACGGUCAAGACGCCUACCGGCGACCGCGUCCUGCUGGACCACGUCCACGGCUGGGUCAAGCCGGGCAUGCUGGGCGCGCUGAUGGGGUCCUCGGGGGCGGGCAAGACGACGCUGCUGGACGUGCUGGCGCAGCGCAAGACCGAGGGCCAGAUCCGCGGCUCCAUCAUGGUCGACGGCCGGCCCCUGCCCGUGUCGUUCCAGCGGUCCGCCGGGUACUGCGAGCAGCUCGACGUGCACGAGCCGUACGCGACCGUCCGCGAGGCGCUCGAGUUCUCGGCGCUGCUGCGGCAGGGGCGGGAUGUGCCGCGCGCCGAGAAGCUGGCGUAUGUCGAUACUAUCAUCGAGCUGCUCGAGCUGCACGAUCUCGCCGAUACGCUGAUCGGCACUGUCGGCGCAGGUCUGACGGUCGAGCAGCGGAAGCGUGUCACCAUCGGCGUCGAGCUGGUGUCCAAGCCGAGCAUCCUCAUCUUCCUCGACGAGCCGACGUCCGGGCUUGAUGGGCAGUCGGCGUACAACACGGUGCGGUUCCUGCGCAGGCUUGCGGAUGCUGGACAGGCCGUACUGGUCACCAUCCACCAGCCGUCGGCGCAGCUGUUUGCCCAGUUCGACACGCUCCUGCUGCUGGCCAAGGGCGGCAAGACGGUGUACUUCGGGGAUAUUGGCGACAACGCCGCUACGGUCAGGGACUACUUUGGCCGCCACGACGCGCCGUGUCCCGCGGACGCCAACCCGGCCGAGCACAUGAUCGACGUGGUGUCGGGCCACCUGUCGCAGGGGCGGGACUGGGCCGAGGUGUGGGCUGCGUCGCCCGAGCACGACGCCGUCGGGGUGGAGCUUGACCGCAUGAUCAGCUCGGCGGCUGCGAAGCCCGCGGCAACGUUGGACGACGGGCACGAGUUUGCGAUGCCGCUGUGGCAGCAGACGCGGCUCGUGACGCGGCGGAUGAACGUGUCGCUGUUCCGCAACCGCGGGUACGUCAACAACAAGUGCAUGCUGCACAUCACGACGGCGCUGUUCAACGGGUUCUCGUUCUGGAUGAUCGGCGACGCGGUGGGCGACCUGCAGAUGCGGCUGUUCACCAUCUUCAACUUCAUCUUCGUGGCGCCGGGCGUCAUCAACCAGCUGCAGCCGCUGUUCAUCCAGCGGCGCGACAUUUUCGAGGCGCGCGAGAAGAAGUCCAAGAUGUACUCGUGGGUGGCCUUCACGACGGGGCUCGUGGUGUCGGAGCUGCCGUACCUGUGCGUCUGCGCCGUGCUCUACUUCGCCUGCUGGUACUACACGGUCGGGUUCCCGCACGACUCGAGCCGCGCCGGCGCCACCUUCUUCGUCAUGCUCAUGUACGAGCUCGUGUACACGGGCAUCGGGCAGUUCAUCGCCGCGUACGCGCCCAACGAGAUGUUCGCGUCGCUCGUGAACCCGCUCGUCAUCGGCGUCCUCGUCUCCUUCUGCGGCGUGCUGGUGCCCUACACGCAGAUCCAGGCCUUCUGGCGCUACUGGAUGUACUGGCUCAACCCCUUCAACUACCUCAUGGGCAGCAUGCUCGUCUUCGCCAUCUGGGACACCCCCGUCGUCUGCAAGGCCGGCGAGCUCGCCCGCUUCGACCCGCCCGCCGGCUCCACGUGCGCCGAGUACCUGGCCAGCUACCUCGAGGGCAUGGGAGCGAGCAGCAACCUGCUCAACCCUGGCGACGCCGCCGACUGCCGCGUCUGCCAGUACAGCAGCGGGAGCGACUACCUGCGCACCCUCAACCUCAUGGAGUACUACUACGGCUGGCGCGACGCCGCCAUCGUGGUCAUCUUCGCCAUCAGCUCCUACGCGCUGGUGUAUGCCCUCAUGAAGCUGAGGACAAAGACUUCGAAGAAGGCCGAGUAAUGUCCUGCUCGCCACUCAGACACAACACAACGUGGCAUUUGAGGCACUUGUCAUGAUUUCCUUCACUCUCAAAAGACAUGUAUUCUAAUAGACUGCAUCACAUAGAUUUUACUAGACUGCAUCACAUAGACCUUACCUACUAGACUAAUUAUAUCAUAGAUACCACUUUAAUUACCCAUAGACGAAA